This is a messenger RNA of Exophiala mesophila, 1030 nucleotides long. RefSeq lists its product as uncharacterized. Gene Ontology annotation, molecular function: structural constituent of ribosome. Bases 110 to 586 code for a protein of 158 amino acids. Gene Ontology annotation, cellular component: ribosome; cytosolic large ribosomal subunit. The record is from RefSeq and is a predicted model, not a curated record. Gene Ontology annotation, biological process: translation. The transcript has 4 exons. Lineage: Eukaryota; Fungi; Ascomycota; Eurotiomycetes; Chaetothyriales; Herpotrichiellaceae.
CCUCACUCAAUUCAAACCUCGUAGAAUUCAAUCUACAAAACGACAUCCCACACCACUCCACCAACACUACCUUGACGCCGAACUUGUCAAUCAUUACAAUACCGGCGAAAUGGGUCACCCAGCAGGUCUUCGCGCCGGCACUCGAUAUGCCUUUAGCCGCAAGCAUCGGGAAAAGGGCAUGAUCGCUCUCGGCACGUAUUUGAAGACCUACCGAGUUGGAGAUAUCGUCGAUGUCAAGGCCAACGGUGCCGUUCAAAAGGGCAUGCCCCACAAAGUCUACCACGGCAAAACCGGUGUCGUUUACAACGUGACCAAAUCCGCCGUCGGAGUCAUCAUCUACAAGAAAGUCGGCAACCGAUAUCUCGAGAAGAGAGUGAACUUGCGAGUUGAGCAUGUUUCACAUUCGCGAUCAAGAGAAGAGUUCCUCAACCGAGUCAAGUCCAACGCUGCACGUAAACGAGAAGCCAAGGCCAAGGGAGAAAGUGUUCAACUCAAACGUCUUCCUGUUGGACCUCGAGCUGCGCAUACGAUCGAGUUGACGGAUGUGGAGAGUUUGGCUCCCCAGCCUUAUGAUACUCAUAUCUAGAUUGCGUUUCAUCUUAUCUUCCCGAUGCGAUGUGGAUUCAGGAUCGACGUUACGUUACGUUUUUGCGCCCAUGUUUGCGAUGGGGACGGCACCGACUGUGUGAUGCACAUGGAAGCAAGGGAGAAUGAAGGAGAGGAGAUGAAGACUUGACUGGUUGAUUGGUUGGUUGGUUGAUAUGAUGAAUAUUCCAACCAAAGUCAUGCAACUAUUCAGUCAUUUCAUGUCUAUGGAAUGCUGGUCGCAUGGGUCUGAUCAGUAGUGAUGGGCUGGGGGAUUGCAGCCGACAUGAACUGGCAUAUUGAAGUCUACUUUCGAUAGGUCGGGUUGGUCUCGAGUAAAUCAAGCCAAAACUAGCACACAAACACACAAGUGUUGCCCAGUCCUUGUGAGAUGGGUUUCAUUGUGGUGCGAAAAAUGAUAACUACGUUUCAUUCAUCAUGAGAA